Populus euphratica (Euphrates poplar) is the source of this 1616-nucleotide messenger RNA. RefSeq lists its product as uncharacterized. The coding region runs from base 107 to 1585 and encodes 492 amino acids. The transcript has 3 exons. NCBI's taxonomy places the organism in Eukaryota, Viridiplantae, Streptophyta, Magnoliopsida, Malpighiales, Salicaceae. The record is from RefSeq and is a predicted model, not a curated record.
UUUGUACUAUAUAAUAAAAGACUACACCAGCUUAUAUUUCCACCAGCUUCACAAAGAAGAGGCACCCACCCAUUUCUCAUUAACUACUGUCUCGUUAUAAAUUAUCAUGGAGUUUUUCAACCAGGCGAAAGCAGUAAGACUGAAGAGCCACCAUGACAAGUACCUAGUUGCAGAUGAGGAUGAAGAAACUGUUCGGCAGAGCCGCAACGGAUCGUCACGAAGAGCCCGUUGGACAGUAGAGUUUGUUCAGGGAAAUAACCAUCAAAUCCGACUAAAAAGUUGCUAUGGAAAGUAUCUUACAGCCUCAGAGAAUCCAUUCUUACUAGGCAUGGCAGGGAAAAGAGUGGUGCAAGACAUGCCGGUAUCUGUACAGGAUUGUUCAAUUGAUUGGGAACCUAGAACUGAAGGGUUUCGUGUUAAGUUAAAGACAAGAGGAGGCAAGUUCUUGCGUGCCAACGGAAGCAUGCCACCAUGGAGAAACUCGGUCACACAUGACAUCCCACAUAGGACUGUAACACAAGAUUGGGUACUUUGGGAAGUGGAUAUGAUGGACAUAAUCGAAAGUGAUUUACAAUUACAGGAUUAUAUAUCGCCUGCUUCUAGCUUUCCUUCUUCAGUUGGAUCGCAGCUUUCCAGUUCACAGCGUUCGGAUGUAGGCUGCCAGCUGGUCUCUAGUUUGGCUAGCAACACACAUUCUCUUGCAAGAGAGAGUGCCAUGGAACUCUUUGAGAAAGCAAAAUCUGUUCGCCUUCGGAGCCACCAUGACAAGUAUCUAUUAGCAGAUGAUGAUGAAGAAACCGUUAGCCAAGAGCGAAAUGGGACAAUCAGGAACGCCAAAUGGACGGUGGAAAUUGUCGCAAAUAGCAAUGCUAUACGUUUGAAAAGUUGUUUUGGCAAAUAUUUAACAGCCAGUAACUUGCCAUUGUUGCUGGGAAUGAGAGGCAAGAAAGUACUGCAAACUUUGCCUGCUGGACGAUUGGAUUCUUCUGUGGAAUGGGAGCCUAUUAGGGAAGGUAUCCGGGUUAGGCUCAGGACUUGUUACGGACAAUAUUUACGAGCAAAUGGAGGCGUACCGCCAUGGAGAAACCACAUAACACAUGAUAUUCCUCAUAGAUCUUCCACGCAGGAUUGGAUUCUAUGGGAUGUGGAUGUUGUAGAGAUAAGAGUUCAAGAUCUUACACCUCCACCUCCACCACGACAACGACGACACAGUGAUCAAAUCGAAACGGCACCAAAUUAUGAGCCUAGUUCACCAACAUGCAUUUCAACUACACCACCCAAAUUGACAAGACAAGAGUCUGAUGAUUCUUUGGAAGGUUUACUGGUUAAAAAUGACGGCAGGGUGAUACAUUACAGUAUGUCUGUGAAUGAAGAUGCAGAUGAUGUUGAAGAACAUUCCUUCUUAUUUAAGGGAAGAAUGGUGGGGGAAUUGAAGAAUAAGUUGGAAGAAGAGACAGGGCUCAUUGAUAUCCAAAUUUGUUCUAGGAAUCCAUUAAAUGGGAAGUUCUAUCCCCUUCGGUUACAUCUUCCACCAAACAACACAGAAAUGCAUGUUGUUGUCAUUCCUUCGUCAGGGAGAGGUUAGCUAUUUUUAUUUAUAAUUUUGUGCUUGAUCA